CUACGUACUCCCGGAACAUUCGCAUGUACCACAUCCAUUCUCCAUCUCCUCUCUCUCACUGUGUGAAAAAAGCCCCUAUUUUACCUUCCGAAAAAAAGAAAAGCCCCUAUUUUCAUUAGAACCCCCCCUUCUCUCUCUCCGUAUCUAUCUUCACACACCACAAGCACACACUGAUACUGGGGGUUUCUACUCCCCAAUUCUUGCAUAUUUACGAAAAAUUCAUCAGGUGUCUCGCGUUCGUUCUCCAUCAACUCCUGCCUCUGUAAAAGGUUGAUCUUGGCAUAUUUUUGUUCUUACUGUUAAUUUUCAUUUGUACAUAAUUAUGAUGGAUAAUCCACGGUCGACCUCUGGGACUGGUGAGGAUAAUGUUGGGAUUCCUGAUGAUUUGCGAUGUAAAAGGUCUGAUGGGAAACAGUGGAGAUGCACUGCAAUGUCUAUGCCAGAUAAAACAGUAUGUGAAAAGCACUACAUCCAGGCGAAGAAGAGGGCUGCAAAUUCUGCAAUGAGAGCUAGUUUAAAGAAAGCCAAGAGAAAAUCUCUAGGUGAAAGUGACAUCUACUUGGAGAGUAAGAGUGAUGACAUGGAUUCACCACUUCUUACUAGUAAAGUCGGGGAUUACCCUGUUUCAGUCUCGGGGAAGAAGUACAAGGCUAAGGUACCAAAAAACCAGGUUCGUUAUUCACCUGAAACACCUUCAAUGAGGAAUAUGUCUACGCGCAAUCAUCUGAAGGCAAAUGAUGAUCUACAAAGAGAUGUUGCACAAUAUGAAGAUAAUCGGAGGUCUUACAAGACACCUCCCCCUUCCACUGUGGAGUCAUCCAAGAGCAGAUCACAGAAGGUCUUCAAUUCUGGUCCUAUGUCAGAAUCCUCUGAUGGAAGCUCAGAUUCUUCUGAUAAUACUGGUGGGCAGACCUGCCAUCAGUGCUUGCGGGAUGAUAGAGACAAAGUUAUUUGGUGCCUCAAAUGUGACAGGAGAGGAUAUUGUGAUAGCUGCAUCUCAGCUUGGUAUUCUGACAUCCCAUUGGAAGAGAUCGAGAGGCUUUGUCCUGCAUGUCGUGGUACUUGUAAUUGCAAGGCAUGCUUAAAGGGAGAUAAUCUAAUAAAGGUAAGGAUACGAAAAAUACCUGUCCAAGACAAGUUGCAAUAUCUUCAUUGCCUUUUAUCUUCGGUGCUACCCGUAGUUAAACAGAUACACCGUGAACAGUGCUCUGAAGUGGAACUGGAAAAAAGGCUUCGAGGAAAUGAAAUAGAUCUUGCCAGAAUAAAACUGAAUGCAGAUGAGCAGAUGUGCUGCAAUUUUUGUAGGAUACCUAUUAUUGAUUAUCAUCGGCACUGUGCAAAUUGCUCGUAUGAUCUGUGUCUUAGCUGCUGCCAAGAUCUUAGAGAGGCAUCCACGUUUGGUGUAAAAGGAGAGGUGGAAAAUCUGGUUGUUAGAAGAAGUGACGACAAAGAAACUGUGUCAAAGCAAGCAAAACCAUCCAAUCUCAGACUAAGUUUUGCAGAGAAGUUCUCUGAUUGGAAAGCCAACAGUGAUGGCAGUAUUCUAUGCCCGCCAAAGGAGUAUGACGGCUGUGGUUGCUCAUCAUUAAUACUAAAACGCAUAUUCAAGAUGAAUUGGGUUGCAAAACUGGUUAAAAACGUUGAAGAAAUGGUUAGUGGCUGUAAGGUAUAUGAUGUUGAUGGUCCACAGAAUUCUGGGUUUAACUCCAGGCUUUGCCAAGCUGCACAUAGAGAGAAUGGCAAUGAUAAUUUCUUGUUCUUUCCAUCUUCCGAAGAUAUUAAAAUUGAAGGGAUUGGAGAUUUUAGAAAACACUGGAUCAGGGGUGAACCUGUUAUUGUUAAGGAUGUUUGUGAUAUAUCAUCAAUAUCAAGCUGGGAUCCCAUGGUCAUAUGGAGAGGAAUUCGGGAGACGACAGAAGAGAAAAUGAAAGAUGAUAACAGAACCGUGAAGGCAGUGGAUUGCUUAGACUGGACCGAGGUUGACAUUGAACUUGGCCAGUUCAUUAAAGGAUACUCAGAAGGUCGAAUCCAUGAAAAUGGUUGGCCAGAAAUGUUAAAGUUGAAGGAUUGGCCUUCUCCUAGUGCUUCCGAAGAGUUUUUAUUGUACCAGAGACCUGAAUUUAUCCGUAAACUGCCUUUACUUGAAUACAUUCAUUCCAAGUGGGGUCUUCUAAAUGUUGCCGCAAAACUUCCUCAUUACUCCUUGCAGAAUGAUGCGGGUCCGAAGAUAUUUAUAUCUUAUGGGUCAUAUGAGGAACUUGGUAGAGGUGAUUCGGUGAACAAUCUCCAUUUCAAUAUGCGUGACAUGGUUUACCUAUUGGUGCAUACAUGUGAAGUGAAGCUGAAAGGAUGGCAGAGAACAAAGAUUGAGAAGAUACAAAAAGCUUUUGAGGAAUCUGAGGCAAAAGAAUUGCCAGGAGAUCUGCAACCUAAACUAUCAAUUGGUGAACAGGAUAGACAUAAUGAAUAUGAAGCUAAGUUAGACACGAAUGAUGAGAUAAUGGAGGACCAAGUGACUGAAACUGCUGAUACUGUAGAAGAGAAAACCAUUAAUUGUGAGGACUUGAAUAGCACUAGUGGAGACGCUUUUGAAAAGACCAGUCCAGGAGUCCUUUGGGAUGUUUUCCGCCGACAGGAUGUUCCAAAGCUUAUUGAUUAUCUGAGAGUCAAUUGGAAGGAAUUUGGGAAGCUUAACAGUGUUAUGAAUGAUUCUGUGACACAUCCUCUUUAUGAUGCAUUGAUGUACCUGAACAAGCAUCACAAAAGAAAAUUGAAGGAUGAAUUUGGAGUGGUGCCAUGGUCAUUUGAACAGCAUCUAGGGCAAGCUGUAUUCAUCCCAGCUGGAUGUCCUUUUCAAGUGAGGAAUCUUCAGUCCACGGUUCAAUUGGGCCUUGAUUUUUUAUCUCCUGAAAGCCUGGGGUCAGCUGUGAAAUUGGCUGAAGAAAUCCGUGGUCUUCCAAAUGACCAUGACGCGAAGCUUCAAAUGUUGGAGGUCAGGCGUGGGAAAUUUUGCUUAGAAGUAGGAAAAAUCUCACUUUAUGCAGCAAGUUCAGCCAUUAAAGAAGUUCAGAAGUUGGUGCUGGAUCCAAAACUUGGUGUAGAGCUUGGAUUUGAGGAUCCCAAUUUAACUGCAAUGGUUUCUGAGAACAUGGAGAAGAUGAUUAAGCAAAGACAGAUUACUUGUGUUUGAACUAGUGUACAUCGCUUAAAAUAUGAAUAUAGAAAAUGAAAUCUAGAAUCGUGGAGGCGAUGCCUGAUAAAAUUUAUUAUGUAAAUAUAUUUAGGUAAUUUUUGUGCUUAUAUUCAAGCUGUGUCAAGGCUACGGCUCCUUAGGGAAAAAAAAAAUUGUAGGCUUACUACACAUUGUAUCAUUGUGCUGGUAUGUUACAAUUUUUUUAAAGCUUUUAA
Cornus florida is the source of this 3408-nucleotide messenger RNA. RefSeq names its product E3 ubiquitin-protein ligase JMJ24. Gene Ontology annotation, molecular function: chromatin DNA binding; histone H3K9 demethylase activity; transcription coregulator activity. Gene Ontology annotation, cellular component: chromatin; histone deacetylase complex. Gene Ontology annotation, biological process: regulation of transcription by RNA polymerase II. The transcript has 14 exons. The record is from RefSeq and is a predicted model, not a curated record. Bases 323 to 3190 code for a protein of 955 amino acids. NCBI's taxonomy places the organism in Eukaryota, Viridiplantae, Streptophyta, Magnoliopsida, Cornales, Cornaceae.